AUGGGCUCCAUCACUGUGGGCCUCGGUUGGGACGUGGACCAGGGCGAAGUGGAUCUGGACGUCUCAGCCGUGUGGUGGCCCGUUGUGCCCGGCCGGGCGCAGGCCGUGUUCUUUGGACACUUGGAGUCCAUCCAGAAUGGCAUUGUCCACAGUGGUGACAAUCUGACAGGCGAUGGAGAUGGAGAUGAUGAACAAAUCCAAGUGGAUUUGAAUCGCAUCCAACCCCACGUGCAACAGGUCUUCUUUGUGGUGAACAUUUAUUCAGCCAACCGUUCCUUCCGACAGGUGGCUCGACCGUACUGCCGCAUCGUGGACAACAUGAUGGGCAAUGAGCUUUGCCGCUACAGUUUGUCGGACGCGGGAAAUGACAAUGGCCUCAUCAUUGCAAAGAUGGCCCGCGAGACCGGCGGACGCUGGGGUUUCCAUGCCUUGGGCAUGCCUUGCCGUGGACGAACUUACAAGGAUUCCAUGAAGCAGAUUCAGCAGGCAGCCAACGUCAAGACUCAUGCCUUGAUGUUACGUUCCUCGACCCUGGAGACCGACCACUUGGACCUGGCCCCUUCAGCUCCUCCGGCGGACCGGGGCACCGGGGUCUCCGCGCGAGACACGAAGACCUGGGUGCCUUUCAAGGUGGGACUGGAGCGCGCCGUGUCUCGCGCGGAGGAAGGGAGCGUGGUCCAGGAGCGCCGAUGCCCGAACAUGAUUGAGCUUGGUCCAGCUUGGUUUAUCAGUUUACCACGCAGUACCCACACUGAGCGGUUACUUUUGGUUGCAGUCACUGUGCGGCAGGCCAAGCUCUUCGACGAAGAGAUGGAGGUCUUGCACGUCACGCAGGAGGGGAAGUUCACAGGUGGAGCCCUGGUGAAGGAGCUCAGUGUGAAAGCCCGACAUGUGGAAGGUUCCAGCAACUUGAACCUCCAGGCGCCCUCCUCAACAGGUACGCAGGGAGAGAUCCUGGGAACCACCACUGUGGGCUAUAUCGAUUCCAUGGCCUCCGAGCUCCAGACUCAGAGCGGCCGUGUGAUGUGGGACUUCAUCACAGGCAUGAGCUUCAUUUGCAUCGCUUGCCAUUCCAUCCUGCGGCAGAAGACCGUGGACUUCUGGCAGGCGACCUCACGACCAACCCGACGACCCGUCCCAUGGGGCGGUCAUCAACCCGCUCCGGAAUUGGUCCGGUCUUCGGAACGUCGUCGCUGUCCUGAAGAGAACCACAAUGGAACCCCAAAACCCACUUGGUUAGGUAGAGGAAAACCAUCUUCCAAAGGAACUGGAGCAGGACUGAGGGUCCAUGUGAGUUUUCGGGAGUGUAAGUCUAUAUGCGAAGUAAUUCAGUUCAGCGAUUCAGCAGAUGUUCGAAACACCCGACAGUUCUUGGCCAUUGCUGUUGAUCACUGCUGCAGUUCGCUGCACACUGCGUCGCAUGAACGACCUGAGACAUGGUUUCUGCAGUCGAACUAUACUUUGUGUCUUGAUCAGGUGGAACGGAUCAGCUUCAGUGAUUAUGUGAACGAAUAUCUUAUAUCAAACUCUGCCCUCUAUUAUUCAUGCAGAAUGUGUGUUUGCCCAAUGCUUGACGAGGAAACUGGGUAA
Molecule: messenger RNA, 1590 nt
Organism: Durusdinium trenchii
Lineage: Eukaryota; Dinophyceae; Suessiales; Symbiodiniaceae
Source: the annotation of a GenBank genome assembly